Messenger RNA from Suillus fuscotomentosus, 1374 nucleotides. RefSeq lists its product as uncharacterized. Lineage: Eukaryota; Fungi; Basidiomycota; Agaricomycetes; Boletales; Suillaceae. The transcript has 6 exons. The record is from RefSeq and is a predicted model, not a curated record. Bases 1 to 1374 code for a protein of 457 amino acids.
AUGAGGGACUGGCUCGAACACCCUUACGAGGCGCUGGCUCCUCCUUUGUUCAUUCAAGGUUCCUUUGCGGACCUCGACCUUACCCUCAUUCCACACGGUUUAGUUGGUUUGAGAGUGGCGAAGAACUGGAUUUGCGAAUCUUUCUAUAGAUUGAACCCAUCCAAGAGCCCCCAAUUUCUGACGACCUUGAUGAGAAUCACCAGUUUGAGUUUCGCUUUCGACCGGAAUGAUGCUCCCACCUACAUUGUUCAGGCAAAGUGUGUCACCAAAAAUACAUUUACCGAGCUCCUCCGACAGCCAGAUAAUCGCUACCUGGUGCUGGACAUGUUCAAUUCUUACCGAGGAGCUACUCCCAGCAGUAUGUCAUCGGGAAUUCUGUUUCUACUACAUGUCCUGGACAACGGUUUACGUGUCAAUCUAUCCGUUCUAUGCGACUGCAUUGAGGAUAUCCUUGCCUCUUUCGUUAUAAAUCACAGAAUGGAUCCCAUCCUGGACAAACUUCCACUGCACGGUGCUGUUCUUCCAUCCGACUGGUUCUUUGUGGCUUGCCCAUAUUACCAAUAUCACACCGUUACUUCGCAAUAUUUUCAUCUUCCGGCUUUGCAGAACUCUCUGCCUUGUCGCUCACAACACACGAUACCCUAUGGUGAAGUGCAAAGUGAAUACGAUCGUGCUUUCGCAAGCAAUGAACCUCAGCGCCCUGCAUACUAUCAAAAACUCGUGAACGAUGUUGUUGAGCACAUGGCGCUUUUGCUCGGCAGAGGAAUGCCUCGCUUGGAUGGCUACCUGCGAGUUAUUCUCAAUACCAACAAGGCUUCGAGCGGUCUUGUCAAACUUGUUCACAAAACGAGGCAAUUUACUCAAACUUCGUUGAUGCGACAACUGGUUUAUGAAAAGACUAGUGACACUCCCCAUCUUCUUUCUUCGGAUAUGGUUGCUGCACAGUCUAUGAUGAGGGCGGAGGCAGCUGCCUUCGUGCCUCGCAUGCAGCGUCCCAAAGAUGGUGAGGCGGAUAGAGAGGAAGUAAAGGAGAAAGAAGUUUCAGGGAUUGUCGAUUCUGAGGCCACUGAUGAUGUGGAAGAUAUGGACGAGGCGGUCACAUCUCUCACAUCCCUUGACCCUGUGCCAGACGAGUCCGUUCGCUCCAACGGGCCAUCGGAAGAGCAGGUCUUGGCAGCUCGCACGAUUCAGUAUGCAUAUCACUAUCACAUUUGGCGCCGUUCAGGCUCUGCUGUAGAUACAGAACUCCAUGCGAUAUUCACGACAUGCCUCAAGGAGACGCGGUCCUUUAAAUGGCGUCCAAGUUAUUACCGUCUUCUUUUCCUCGGACCAACAUCAAUAUUAACAUUCAAUCUUCAACACUACAAAUUCUGA